AAAUGCAGCUGGCCAACAAAGAGAAGGAAAAUGAAUUGAAUUCUGAGAUUCAAGAUUUGAAAGUUCGUAUUAGUAAUAAUGAAGAAAAAAUUGCUGCUGCUAAUAAAGAAUUAGAAUCUACUAAACAGAAAUUAGCUGAGGAGAAGGAAAAGGUGGCUACUCUUGAAAGAUCAUUCGCUUUAUCCAAAGAAGAAAUUAAAGUUGAGAAUGAAUCAAAGAUUAAGUUAUUGCAAGAAAAACUGUCGACAACAAAUGAAGAAUUAAUAUCCACAAAGCAACUGCUGUCUGAUAAAGAAGAAGAGUUGAAAGCACAAAGAGAUAUGACGGAGUCUAUCAAUGAGAAGUUAAAGAUGGAACAAAGGAUGACAAAAGCAAAGGACAGAGAAAUUGAUGAUUUGAGAACUAAGCUUCAAAAUAUAGAGCAGCACAAAAUGAUAAAAUUGGGUGAUUUUGAAGUCCGUUUUACCUCUCCAUCAGCAGAGCAGUGUCCAAAUCUCCUGACAAAGAUAAAGGACAAACAUCGACACGUUUACCUCAAUGAUUCAUCUUCUGAUGUUGCUCAGUUGCUGCUGAUACCUCUGUUGCAGAUGAAAAAUAUCAGCAGUUUGUAUAUUCACUCAACUCCAUUUACAUGUGACUUUGUUGAGUUCUUCUCAUCUCAAAUUUCAGAUAAUAACACAGUAGAGAGUUUGUAUAUCAAUCACAAUUCCAUUGAUGAUGAAGGGGUCAUUAUCCUAGCUCAAUUUCUAAAGCAUAACAAGAAGCUUCAGCACCUAUCACUUCAGUUCGAUACUGGAAUCACUUCAGUCAGCGUCCCAUCACUUGUUGAACUUAUAUGCAUCAACUCCACAUUGUCUGUUCUCAAUGUCUCUAACACUAGCAUUGAUACUGAGGGAGUGCUGGAACUGGCCGAGUCUCUCAAGUCGAAUGUAAGACUGGGAAAGAUCGUAGUAGAUGAGAAACACAAAGCAAUGUGCACUCCGUUAUUACUUGGUGCUAGACUAGCCUACUCCUAUGAUUCUACUCCUUACGAGCAGGCAGGCACUGCUAAAAAAUAAUACUUUGCCCCAUCAGUGUUCCAAAGUCUAUUUGUUUUAUUUUUAUUUUUGUAUUGUCUCCCCAGAUUUUCUUUGUCUUUGCCUUAAUUCUCUUACAUACCAAUUAUUAACACGUCA
Amphimedon queenslandica is the source of this 1175-nucleotide messenger RNA. Its product is annotated as protein CARMIL-like. The transcript is spliced from 6 exons. Bases 3 to 1058 code for a protein of 351 amino acids. Gene Ontology annotation, cellular component: cytosol; perinuclear region of cytoplasm; nucleus. Lineage: Eukaryota; Metazoa; Porifera; Demospongiae; Haplosclerida; Niphatidae. Gene Ontology annotation, molecular function: small GTPase binding; GTPase activator activity. The record is from RefSeq and is a predicted model, not a curated record. Gene Ontology annotation, biological process: activation of GTPase activity; nucleocytoplasmic transport.